CUCACCACCAUACGCCACAUUCCCCGCUUCUCCUCGCAGCCAGCAGGCAAACAUACAGGAGCGAGCCAAGUGCUUAAAUGCGGUCUCCAUGAUCGUCUAAAUAAAAAUACGUGCUUUUUCCUACCAAUCUUUACGCGGAGUAUCAAUCUGAACGCGGAGCAGCAUCAAAACCCCGAUCCUGCCCAGUUGAUGCUCAUUUCCUCACCAUGGCAACAGAAGAUAAGAAACCAGAGACUGACACGAAACCUCCCGUUGUCCAAUCGUCAUCUUCCAGUCAAAGCAAGUCUGCACCUGGCAAGCCAAACUACAGCCUGAAGUUCACACUAGCGGGCCACACCAAAGCGGUCUCCUCCGUCAAGUUCAGUCCGAGCGGAGAGUGGCUCGCCAGCUCAUCGGCUGACAAACUCAUCAAAAUCUGGGGCGCGUAUGACGGCAAGUUUGAGAAAACCAUUUCCGGACACAAACUUGGUAUCUCUGACGUGGCAUGGUCCUCUGACUCCAACCUCCUGGUGUCGGCAUCGGACGACAAAACCUUGAAGAUCUGGGAUGUCAGCUCGGGGAAAUGCUUAAAAACUCUUAAAGGUCACAGUAACUACGUCUUCUGCUGCAACUUCAACCCCCAAUCCAACCUUAUCGUGUCAGGAUCGUUUGAUGAGAGCGUAAGGAUAUGGGACGUGAAGACCGGGAAGUGUUUGAAAACAUUGCCGGCACAUUCUGACCCUGUCUCAGCUGUUCAUUUCAACAGAGACGGCUCUCUGAUCGUGUCCAGCAGCUACGAUGGUCUUUGCCGAAUCUGGGACACAGCAUCGGGCCAGUGCUUAAAGACACUCAUAGAUGACGAUAACCCUCCGGUGUCCUUUGUGAAGUUUUCCCCAAAUGGAAAAUACAUCCUGGCAGCUACACUGGACAACACGCUGAAGCUGUGGGAUUACAGCAAAGGAAAGUGCUUGAAAACGUACAGCGGCCACAAAAACGAGAAGUACUGCAUAUUCGCAAAUUUCUCAGUCACCGGGGGAAAGUGGAUCGUGUCCGGCUCCGAGGACAACAUGGUGUACAUCUGGAACCUGCAGACAAAGGAGAUUGUGCAGAAGCUCCAGGGCCACACAGACGUCGUCAUAUCGACCGCCUGCCACCCGACAGAGAACAUCAUCGCGUCCGCGGCUUUAGAAAACGACAAAACCAUCAAGCUAUGGAGAAGCGACUGCUAAGCUCUUUUUGGGGUCGAUCAUAUUCCUUUUUUUUUUUUUUUUAUUUUGUUGUAAGAAAGGACUUUUUUCUAAAGGAGAGCUCCUGCGUGAUGCAGAGGGAUUCCACGUAAGGAAAUUCAGCAAGGAGAGCCAAAUGAGACACAGCAUCAUCGGGAAAAAAAACACCCCACAUCUUCUGCAGCGGACGCGUUGCCCUCUGAGAUAUUCCCAUGUCAGCGUGCCAGGUUUUUGUUGCCUCCACAGGGACUUUUUUUUCAAGACUUUUGUUAUACAAUGUUGAUGCUCUGUUCUGGUGCUUCAGUAUUAUUGACACUGCAUUGACCCCUGAUGUCCCGGGCUUCAUACCCACCACCCAUAUCUGCUCAUGUACAAUAAAUGUAGUGCUUAUUUGGCCUUUCUUCUGUUUA
This is a messenger RNA of Notothenia coriiceps (black rockcod), 1615 nucleotides long. RefSeq names its product WD repeat domain 5 (gene wdr5). Lineage: Eukaryota; Metazoa; Chordata; Actinopteri; Perciformes; Nototheniidae. Gene Ontology annotation, molecular function: histone binding. The record is from RefSeq and is a predicted model, not a curated record. The transcript has 14 exons. The coding region runs from base 207 to 1208 and encodes 333 amino acids. Gene Ontology annotation, cellular component: Set1C/COMPASS complex.